UUGCUGGAUUGCAAGCUAAGGUUACACUUUCUGCAAGAAAAAUUUGUUUGAUACUAAGUACUGUUCUUGAAAGCUAGCAAUAAGAAUAAGAACAAGGAACACUCUAAAGCAAAAAAAAAUGUUUAAUACUAAAAAACCACCAGAGUUUUGUCCAUAAGGGCUGCUGGCACCAGUGGCCAGUAGCAGCAGUCGCAGCACAGCAGCGGCCAUGGUGGCAAUAAAAUGGGAGAAAGAAUGUAGAGCUUGUUCAAAUCUUAGCUCGCUCUUGUCUGUGCCACUCUCUGCCAGUGCCGCCGUGCUCCGGGAAACUCCGGGAGGAUCCAAAGCCUGAGAUACGGUAAUGGUGGCCGAGGCGAGCAUUGCUUUACUCUCAGUAGCUUCUUUAAGUGCUGGGCUGCCAGAGUUUAAAGACUUGCGCCUGGCGGACUAGAAGAGGGUCUUCGAAUUUUCUCUGCUGCCAUUGUCUUGGUGUAGUCUUUCCGGCCAGGUGUGUGCUUCUGCCAAAUCCGUAUCCCUCCCUCCAUUCGAAUAUGGGGAAGUGUAUCAGCAAGCCAGUAGCGGUGGAUCCUCCAGCUGAAAAGCCCAAGACGGAUAGCCAUCCUGGAGAGUCUACACCAGCUGCUGCUACCCCGGCUAAGGGAUCAGAUCGUUCCCUCCAGCAGCUCUUCGCAAAGGACGAGGAGCGGGAGGACGAAGAGGAGAACGGGCAGCUCAAGCGGAUUCCAGAGGAAGAUAGCUCCGCCGAGGAGCAGGAGGAGGAGACGACGGACAAGGCAGCAGCAGCGGUCGAGGGUGGCGUGGUCCUUUUGGAGACAAUAGCCGAGGAUAGCAGCAAGGAGGAAGGAUCUGGAAAUGCUGGUGGUGUCAUUGCUCCUGCUGAGAUCGAGAAGCAAGAGCUUGAUCCCACUAGUGCUGAUGAGGAAGGCACUGGAGCUGUGAAAGGAGGCGAAGCCCCACCACAGAAAGUCGAGCAUGUUGAGGAGGAGCGGCCGAGCACACCCGAGAUUUCCGAGUCUAACAAAUCUCCACCAGCUGACGCUUCACCAGCACCAGCAAAUAAAGAGGAAGUUGUUUCCGUUGCCCCCCCGGCUGACAGUGGAUCAGAGCAAGUGGACGAGAAGCAGGUUGAUCUGAUAACGCAGGAAUCCGACAAGUUCGAGCUGGUCCUCAAGCCACAGGAGUCGGAGAAGUUUGAGAUCGAGAUCUUCGGAGGCGAAGGGGCUGUUGGAUCCGGCCAAGGCCGAGUGGUUGAAGAGAAGACGUCCACUUCCAAAGGGGCAGAGGAAGAAGAAGCAGUAGCUAGUAAGAAGGAAGCGGUACAGGAUGAAGCUGAAAAAGACGUAGUAAUACCGCCGGGUAUGGAAGAAGCUGGAAGUGAAGUAGUUGCGUUACCUGGUAAGGAUGAAGCUGGAAACGAAGAAGUAGGAGUACCACUUGGUCAGGACGAAGAAGCAGGACCUGCUCACGACAAGGAUAUAGUGCCACCUGGUAAGGAUGAAAGAAAAGAGGAAGUAGUACCACCUGGUAAGAAUGAAGCUGAAAACGAUGAAGCUACGGCUCAAGGUGGAAACGAAGCAGCAGUAGCAGUACCACAUGGUAAAAAUGAAGCUGAAAACGAUGAAGCUGCUGAAGCUGGAAACGAAGCAAUAGCAGUACCUCAUGGUAAGAAUGAAGUUGAAAACGAUGAAGCUGCGGCUGAAGCUGGAAACGAAGCAGUACCUGGUGGAAACAAUGGCAAGGAUGAAAACAGCGAGAGCAUCGAACCUGUAGGCGACAGUGGUGGAGACACCGAUAUCCUUCAGAAGGUUGAAAACAACGUCGACACGAAUGAGACGGGAGCAUCGAAACCUCGAAGUACGGCGGACGCUGCAGAGGGUAGUAAUAAAGCCUCAAGUGAGAAGGUGGACUUUGGGGCUCUGGAUCCUGACGAGGCCAGGAACGCCCAAAGCAAGGAAGAAAGUGGACAAGGCGAACCUGCUCGUGAUCAGGCUGCUGCUGCCGACGUAUCUUUGGAUGCUGGAGAAUUACACGUCGAGCCAUCACCAGACGUCGAUACUUCAGUAAAUGCGAGUACCGCUGCACAAGGCCAGGAAGAAGUCAAACCGGAAGAAUUCUUUGAGGCGUCUGAACAGAUUUCUGACCUUCCGGAGAGCAUGGAACAGAAAGCCGCGCCAGAGGUAGAGGCAGCGGCUACUCCUGUAAGACAAGAAGACACAGUUAGUAAUACGUGAAUGUUUGCCUGUUUGCGUGAUGAACGAA
This is a messenger RNA of Selaginella moellendorffii, 2259 nucleotides long. Its product is annotated as FK506-binding protein 5. The record is from RefSeq and is a predicted model, not a curated record. Lineage: Eukaryota; Viridiplantae; Streptophyta; Lycopodiopsida; Selaginellales; Selaginellaceae. Bases 531 to 2231 code for a protein of 566 amino acids. The transcript has 3 exons.